CUAGUUCCGGCUUCUGUACUGUUGCGGACGUAGGAGUGGAUACCUGAAAGUAUCCGAGACGCUGGGUUGUGACAUGCCGGGCGGAGGCCAGUGCCCCGAUUGCGGCUCCACGGAGCUCGUGGAAGACUCUCACUAUUCGCAGAGCCAGCUGGUGUGCUCAGACUGUGGCUGCGUGGUCACCGAGGGAGUCCUUACUACCACCUUCAGCGACGAGGGCAACCUCCGAGAAGUAACAUAUUCCCGAAGCACAGGGGAAAACGAUGGAGUUAGCCGCAGCCAGCAACGAGGGCUCCGCCGCGUGAGAGACCUCUGUCGGGUUCUGCAGCUGCCAUCGACAUUCGAGGACACGGCUGUCGCCUACUACCAGCAGGCGUACCGGCACUCUGGGAUCCGCGCUGCCAGGCUGCAGAAGAAGGAGGUGCUAGUGGGGUGCUGUGUCUUAAUCACCUGCCGACAGCAUAACUGGCCCCUGACCAUGGGGACCAUCUGCACCCUGCUGUAUGCAGACCUGGAUGUGUUUUCUGGCACCUACAUGCAGAUAGUCAAACUCCUGGGCCUGGAUGUGCCAUCGCUGUGCUUGGCAGACCUGGUGAAAACCUACUGUAGCAGCUUCAAACUGUUCCAAGCCUCCCCGUCGGUGCCAGCCACAUACGUGGAAGACAAAGAGAAGAUGAUGUCGCGAACACUGCAGUUGGUGGAGCUGGCAGACGAGACGUGGCUGGUGACCGGGCGGCACCCCUUGCCCGUCAUCACCGCUGCUGCAUUCCUGGCUUGGCAGUCGCUGCAGCCGUCGCAUCGGCUGGCGUGCUCCCUGGCCCGCUUCUGUAAGGUGGCGAACGUGGAGCUGCCCUGCCCCGCGCCCUCCCGCUUGCAGGAGCUGGUGGCCGUGCUGCUGCGGAUGGCCGAGCAGCUGGCCUGGCUGCGCGUCCUGCAGCUCGACAAGCGCUCGGUGGUGAAGCACAUUGGCGACCUUCUCCAGCACCGCCACACGUUGGUCCGCAAGGCCUUUCGAGAUGGACCGGAGGGGCUGGAGGCCGGGGAAGAGGAGGAACCUCGGGAACAGUGCCAGGGGCCAGGGCAGGGAAAAGAGGUGGCCAGGAGUCCCUUUGGUUUGCCUGCGGGGAAGCGGCUGGCCGGUCCUGCCCUUCUCCUCCCACCUUGCAUGUUGAAGCCCCCAAAGCGAGUGUGCCCCCCACCCCCAGUCUCCACAGUCACCGGAGAUGAGAACAUAUCUGAUAGUGAAAUAGAGCAGUAUUUGCGUACCCCUCAGGAAGUUAAGGACUUCGAAAAAGCUCAGGCUGCAAGAGAGGCUGCCAAGAGUGUUUCUAACCCUGAUGUGCAGGCGGGGCAGGGGUAAGAAGUGGGGGGCACACCACCACAUUCUGACAGCUGCUUCAUAAUCAGCCUGUCCUCUCUGGAGAAAUCAGCAUGUGUGAGUUCUGUUGGAAGGAACCAAGAGACUCUGCAGUUACUCAGACCCUGGGUCCUGGAGUAGCAGUUGGGAGCAGGGCAGAGACAAUUGGAUUGGAGGGACCCCCAUCCCUUGGUCCUGGAGAAGUUGUCCCUUUGUAUUACAUGGGAUGGCCUUCCUCCUAGACUGGUUGGGGGGGGGGGUGUUAGGCUUUCUCCUGGUUUGAGUUGGGUACAGUGCUGCUGCUGGUGCGGAGCUGGUAGUGGUGUUUCAAGUGGCAUCGGCCCCCAGGGGACAGGAACUGCACAACUCUGGGCCCCGUGACCACCAGUAGGCACUGAUGGGUUCUUGUGUACGGGGUCACGAAAUCCUCUACCUCAUAACAAAAGGACCGUGGGUGGACUAAAGUUAUAGCUCAAGGGCUUUGCAAAAUUUUAAUAUAUUAAAACAAGAGGCAUCUGCUAGAAAACAUUCUAUUGUAUAAAACUCAAGCUUUUAAAAACA
Molecule: messenger RNA, 1915 nt
Organism: Suricata suricatta (meerkat)
Lineage: Eukaryota; Metazoa; Chordata; Mammalia; Carnivora; Herpestidae
Gene: BRF2
Product: BRF2 RNA polymerase III transcription initiation factor subunit
Exons: 4
Coding region: 74-1357 (427 amino acids)
Biological process (GO): transcription preinitiation complex assembly; transcription initiation at RNA polymerase II promoter
Cellular component (GO): nucleus; transcription preinitiation complex
Molecular function (GO): RNA polymerase II general transcription initiation factor activity; TBP-class protein binding
Source: RefSeq, a predicted model, not a curated record